AUGAAUGAUAUUAAUCAUUUUAAGAUUCCUAUUUAUGACUUUCCGGUUGGAAUAAAUGAUGAUGUUGAGACAGUUCAGGAGUGCAGAGCAUUACAAGCAAUGAUUCCGUUUGCUGUUGUGGGCCGUGAAAAAGUUUUCUUCUGCGAGAAUGAACAUGAAUAUGUUCAUGGCCGUGAAUAUCCAUGGGGUUUCGUUAGAAUUGAUGACCCUGACCAGUCUGACUUUGCCGCUCUGCGAUCAGUAUUAUUUGGCUCUCACCUAACUGAAUUCAGAGAACUCACGCACGACAGAUUAUAUGAAAAAUAUCGUACUGAGAAACUGCAGUUAGUCGGAACCAGAGGCGCUGUUCCCUCAUCCCCUGGAAUAGACACAAAUAUUCUCCUCAACGGAGUGACUGGGUCUACGCAUACGCUAGGAGAUUUAGUAAAAGACAGAGAAUUAGAUGAUAAUAGUCAACUACAGAGGUUUCAGCGUGAUUCUGACGACAAAACCCCCACAAUGGUUUAA
This is a messenger RNA of Sugiyamaella lignohabitans, 507 nucleotides long. RefSeq names its product septin SHS1 (gene SHS1). Gene Ontology annotation, biological process: cytoskeleton-dependent cytokinesis. The record is from RefSeq and is a predicted model, not a curated record. Bases 1 to 507 code for a protein of 168 amino acids. NCBI's taxonomy places the organism in Eukaryota, Fungi, Ascomycota, Dipodascomycetes, Dipodascales, Trichomonascaceae. Gene Ontology annotation, cellular component: cytosol; microtubule cytoskeleton; septin complex. Gene Ontology annotation, molecular function: GTP binding; GTPase activity; molecular adaptor activity. The transcript has a single exon.